AAACACUACUCAUGGAGAGAACUUGUUUCCUAUUUCCCUUUUUUUUGGCACUUCUCAAGCUACAAUGUUACAAGGCAAGCUUAGAUGUUGCAAAUGUUCCUAACAUUACCACCGAUCUAUCAGCUCUUCUUGCCUUAAAAUAUAGUAUUUCUUAUGAUCCUCAUAAUGUUUUGACAAACAACUGGUCCACUAACACCUUUGUUUGCAGCUGGGUUGGUGUUACUUGUGAUUCUCACCAUCAACGAGUAACCGCUUUGAACCUUUCUUACAUGGGUCUUGUAAGUACCAUUCCUCCACACAUGGGAAACAUUUCAUUUCUUGUUAGUCUAAACAUUGAAAACAAUAGUUUUUAUGGCUCUCUGCCAAACGAGUUGUCUCAUCUUUACAACUUGAAACAUUUAUCUAUUGGAUUCAAUAACUUCAACGGAGAAAUUCCAUCAUGGAUGGGGAUGUUAUCCAAACUUCAAAAUUUGUCUAUGUUUGGUAAUAGAUUCAUAGGAACUAUUCCACAAUCUCUAUCAAACAUAUCUUCUUUGCAAGUAAUUAAUCUUAGUUAUAACCAACUUUCGGGCUCAAUUCCAUCCUCCAUCUUCAACAUAUACAACUUGCAAAGAAUUGAUCUCAGAGAUAAUAUGCUUUCUGGUCCGAUGCCCUCCAUUACUUCCAAUAUGUCAUCACUGCAAAUCAUUAACCUAAGAAGUAAUAAUCUUUCUGGUCCACUCCCAAAUGAUACUUUUGAUAAUCUUCCCUACUUACAACGGCUUCGAGCAUCUUAUAAUCAAUUUUCUGGCCAACUCCCAUCUACUUUGUUCAAGUGCAAACAACUGCAGUAUCUGUCAUUGGUAAAUAAUGCUUUUACUGGAAGUAUAUCUCCAGAAAUUGGAAACUUCAUCAUGCUCACAGACUUAUACCUCGGCACAAACAACUUUAAAGGGACUAUCCCAUCCAGUUUGUUCAAGUGCAAUCAAUUACAGAUUUUAUGGUUGUCAGAUAAUAAAUUUACGGGAAGUGUACCUUUCGAAAUUGGGAACUUAACCAUGCUCGAAGCGUUAUACCUUGACAACAACAACUUUGAAGGAAGUGUACCUUUAGAAAUUGGAGACUUAAGUAUGCUCAAAGAGUUAUUCCUUAACGACAACAGUUUUGAAGGUGCAAUACCAAGUGAAAUUGGCCAUCUUCCAUCAAAUCUAGGCCUCUUCCUUCCAAAUCUUUUUGGGCUUUAUCUUGAAGGAAACAAACUGAGUGGAACAAUACCAAGCUCUAUCUCCAAUGCAUCACAACUCGCUGAACUAGAUCUGGGCAACAACUCUUUCUCGGGCUUAAUUCCUAGAUCACUUGGUAAUUUAAGGCUCCUCGUGUGGCUCACCCUAUCAGUAAAUAAUUUGACCCUUGGAUCUUCCACUCCUGAAUUCAACCUUUUCUCCUCUUUGUUUAAUUUGGCAUAUCUAAUAGAAUUAGAUUUGUCAAAUAAUCCACUGAAUGGCGUCAUUCCGAGUUCCAUUGGAAAUCUCUCUACUUCACUCCAGGAACUUCACAUGGAUAAUUGCAAUAUUAAGGGCCGCAUUCCUGGAUAUAUAGGAAAUUUAAGCAACUUGUUCUCUUUGGAGUUACAGAACAAUGAAUUGACUGGACCUAUUCCAACUUCAUUGGGAAGAUUGCACAAGCUUCAAGGUUUGAGACUUUAUAAUAAUAGACUAGACGGUCCCAUCCCAACUGAUCUCUGCCAUUUAGGGAACUUGUUUGAAUUGUUUUUACGCGGUAAUGAGCUUUCUGGAGACAUUCCUAUAUGCAUGCAUAAUAUGACUUCUCUAAGACAUAUUUACUUAGACUCCAAUCGAUUAACUUCUAUGAUUCCAUUGAGCUUGUGGAGCCUUACAUAUAUCUUAGUGGUUAACCUAUCAUCAAAUUCUCUAAAUGGUUCUCUCUCAUUAGAGAUUGGAAAUUUCAAGGUCUUGAGAGUAUUAGACUUAUCAAGAAAUCAACUAUCUGGUGGUAUCCCAAGAACAAUUGGUGGCCUCAAAGAUUUAGCUAAUCUCUCCUUGGCACACAAUCGAUUAGAAGGCUCAAUUCCUGAAUCUUUUGGUGAAUUGGUAAGCUUGGAAUUCUUGGAUCUUUCCAGUAACAAUUUAUCUGGUGAGAUUCCAAUGUCCUUAGAAGCAGUUUCACGACUCAAAUAUCUAAAUGUCUCUUUCAAUAGACUACAAGGAGAAAUUCCUGUAGGAGGACCAUUUGUGAACUUCUCUGCUGCAUCAUUUAUGUCAAACGAUGGACUUUGUGGUGCUCCUCGACUGCAUGUUCCCCCAUGUAAAGCAAGUGAACCUCGACGAAAAAAAACUGCAGCAGCACAUAUACUAAAGUAUGUAUUGCCAAUGAUUGGAUUAACAAUGCUUUUAGUUACUCUUAUGUUAGUCUGGACAAGACGCCGAAAAAGGAAUAUGAAAAUUAUAGUGGAGGAAAACCCAUUACCACUAGCCACGUGGAGAAAAAUUUCCCAACAAGAACUUCUACAAGCAACAGAAGGGUUUAGUGCAAGCAACUUACUUGGUAAGGGGAGCUUUGGAUCAGUAUACCAAGGGAGACUUUCAGAUGGAAUGAUUGUUGCAAUAAAAGUUUUUGACUUGGUAGUAGAAGGAGCUUUCAAGAGUUUUGAUACAGAGUGUGAGGUAUUGCGCAAUAUUCGUCAUCGAAAUCUUGUCAAAAUCAGCAGCACUUGUAGCAACAUGGACUUCAAAGCUUUUGUAUUGGAAUACAUGCCUAAUGGAAACCUAGAGAAAUGGUUGUACUCUAAAAACUACUGUUUGAGUAUCUUACAAAGAUUAAAUAUAAUGAUCGAUGUCGCGUCAGCACUGGAAUACCUUCAUCAUGGUUAUUCAACACCUAUUGUUCAUUGUGAUUUGAAGCCCAACAAUAUCUUAUUAGAUGAAGAUAUGGUUGCACAUGUUGCUGAUUUUGGCAUUGCCAAACUUUUAGGUGAUGGGGAUUCUAUGAUGCGCACCAUGACUCUCGCUACUAUUGGAUAUAUGGCACCAGAGUAUGGAUCGGAAGGACUUGUUUCUACAAGAGGCGAUGUCUAUAGUUAUGGUAUUUUGCUGAUGGAAACUUUCACAAGAAGGAAACCUACAGAUGACAUGUUUGCUGGAGAAAUGAGCUUAAAGCUUUGGGUAGAGGAAUCAUCAUCCCUUUCCGUAACUAAAGUGGUCGAUGCCGAUUUGUUGACAAGUGAAAUAGCUCAUGCUUAUACAGAGGAUUGCAUAUCAUCCAUAAUGGGGUUGGCAUUGCAUUGUUGUGCAGAGUUACCUCAACAAAGGGUUGAUGCAAAAAAUAUCUCAAUCAUGCUCAACAAGAUCAAAUUGAAGUUUCUACAGGAUAUUGAAGGAAGCUAGUAUGAGAGCACGAAGUUUGUCUAUAGCUCUUUCAUGUUUGUACUUUUGAAAUAAUAUAAGAGUCUUGAGACUCCUGUAAAGGGAUUUGUU
Alnus glutinosa is the source of this 3473-nucleotide messenger RNA. RefSeq names its product receptor kinase-like protein Xa21. The coding region runs from base 12 to 3383 and encodes 1123 amino acids. Gene Ontology annotation, molecular function: protein kinase activity; ATP binding; protein binding. The record is from RefSeq and is a predicted model, not a curated record. The transcript is spliced from 6 exons. NCBI's taxonomy places the organism in Eukaryota, Viridiplantae, Streptophyta, Magnoliopsida, Fagales, Betulaceae. Gene Ontology annotation, biological process: protein phosphorylation.